UUUGGGGGAGAGACACCAUGAGCAGAAGGAACAGUUACUUCCCAACUUGUCCCCUUGCCUUGUCCCUGCCAGGACUCACCCCCUCUCACUGAGCAACUGAGAGAAUAGAAUAGAGAGUUAGAGCUGAAGGGAAGGUCAGGGAUAAGCAUUCUGGUGCAACACAUUCAUUUACAGAUGAGGAAGCUGAGUCCUAGUAAGGCUGCCCAAGAUAAUACUUGGGGGGAGGGAGGGCAGAGCUGAGACUGGAACCCAGGACUUCUGUCACCUAAUUCAUCCUUUCUAGUAUAUCCUGCUGGUGUUAAAAGAAUAUGUAGGUCGCCGUUAGCAACUCUGGGAUUCGACAGCAGCUUCUAUUUCAGAGUUUAUGGUAAGUGGCUGGUGCUGGCACACACUCACACACACACAAACACAUACAACACACCCAACCCUUUAAGGAAGUGGGUAGCAGAGCAGUAGGGGUGUGGUUAGCAACUCAGAGGAGGAAAGGGGGGGAAAAACCUGUCAGCCCUCCUCUCACUCUGCACAGGCAGCUCCUGGGUGAGGCAACUAGCCACUCAGCCAGCCCCUUCCUUACCUGUCCUGCUAGCAUCCCCCACCUUAGCAACUCCAGUUUAGGAGAGACCCCGAGAAGAGCCGGACUCUCUAGCCACUUCUGCCUUCCACUACUUUUGAAGCCUGGCUUAACUGAAUAUCUGACUUGUGAUCUCCUGGAACCAGGACUGAGAUGUGCUGGCCCUAGCUGUCUUCUGGCAGUAUGUCUGGGGUGUCUGAGCCCCUGAGCCGAGUGAGAGUGGGCACCCUGCGCAGGCCCGAGGUCCCCCCAGAGCCUGUUGUGGUGGUGCCCGUGGAUGUAGAGAAGGAGGAUGUACGAAUUCUCAAGGUCUGCUUCUACAGCAACAGCUUCAACCCUGGAAAGAACUUCAAGCUGGUCAAGUGUACUGUGCAGACAGAGAUCCAGGAGAUCAUCACCUCCAUCCUGCUAAGUGGGCGCAUUGGACCUAACAUCCAGCUGACUGAGUGCUAUGGCCUGAGGCUGAAACACAUGAAGUCAGAUGAAAUCCACUGGCUGCACCCCCAGCUGACAGUGGGAGAGGUGCAGGAGAAGUAUGAGUGUCUACACGUCGAAGCUGAAUGGAGGUAUGACCUGCAGAUUCGCUACUUGCCAGAGGACUUCAUGGAGACCCUGAAAGAAGACAGAACUACGCUGCUUUAUUUUUACCAACAGCUACGGAAUGAUUAUAUGCAACGCUAUGCCAGCAAGGUCAGUGAAGGCAUGGCACUCCAGUUGGGCUGUCUGGAGCUCAGGCGGUUCUUUAAAGACAUGCCCCACAAUGCCCUUGAUAAGAAGUCCAACUUUGAGCUCUUGGAGAAGGAAGUGGGACUGGACCUGUUUUUCCCAAAGCAGAUGCAGGAGAAUCUGAAGCCCAAACAGUUCCGAAAGAUGAUUCAGCAAACCUUCCAGCAGUAUGCCUCACUGAAGGAAGAGGAGUGUGUCAGGAAAUUUUUCAACACGCUUGCUGGAUUUGCCAACAUUGAUCAGGAGACCUAUCGCUGUGAACUCAUACAAGGGUGGAAUAUUACUGUAGACCUGGUCAUUGGGCCUAAGGGCAUCCGCCAGCUGACAAGUCAAGAUGCAAAGCCCACCUGCCUGGCAGAGUUCAAGCAAAUAAAGUCCAUAAAGUGUACACCAGUAGAAGAUGGGCAAGCACUACUCCAGCUGGGUAUUGAAGGAGCGCCUCAGUCCUUGUCCAUCAAAACUUCUUCUCUGGCUGAAGCUGAGAACAUGGCCGAUCUGAUCGAUGGCUACUGCCGGAUACAGGGUGAACAUAAGGGCUCUCUCAUUCUUUGUCCCAAGAAAGAUGGCGAGAAGCGGAAUAGCCUGCCUCAGAUCCCUACCCUACACUUAGGAGAGAGGAGAUCUCACUUCUCAGAAAGUUGCAGCAUUGAGUCAGAUAUUUAUGCAGAAAUUCCUGAUGACACCCUGCGGAGGUCUGGAGCUCUGCAGUAUGGUGUUGCACGAGAGGAUGUGGUUCUGGGACGAAUCCUGGGGGAAGGCUUCUUUGGGGAGGUGUAUGAAGGUGUCUACCAGAACCACAAAGGAGAGCGAAUCAAUGUGGCUGUGAAGACCUGUAAGAAGGACUGUACCUUUGAAAAUAAAGAGAAAUUCAUGAGUGAAGCAGUGUUAAUGAAGAACUUGGAUCAUCCCCAUAUUGUGAAGCUUAUUGGUAUCAUUGAAGAGGAGCCCACAUGGAUUAUUAUGGAGCUCUACCCAUAUGGAGAGCUUGGACACUACCUGGAGCACAAUAAGAAUUCCCUGAAGGUGCUCACUCUCAUCUUGUAUUCGCUGCAGAUUUGCAAGGCCAUGGCUUACCUGGAGAGUAUCAGCUGUGUCCAUAGGGAUAUUGCUGUUAGGAACAUUUUGGUGGCUUCUCCUGAAUGUGUGAAACUUGGGGAUUUUGGUCUUUCUCGGUACAUUGAAGAUGAAGACUAUUACAAAGCCUCUGUGACUCGCCUCCCAAUCAAAUGGAUGUCCCCUGAAUCUAUCAACUUCCGUCGGUUUACAACUGCCAGUGAUGUCUGGAUGUUUGCUGUGUGUAUGUGGGAGAUUCUGAGUUUUGGGAAGCAGCCCUUCUUUUGGCUGGAGAACAAGGACGUAAUUGGAGUGUUGGAGAAAGGGGACCGGUUGCCUAAACCUGACCUCUGCCCUCCUGUCCUCUAUACUCUGAUGACCAGGUGCUGGGACUAUGACCCCAGUGACCGACCCCGCUUCACAGAACUUGUAUGCAGCCUUAGUGAUGUUUACCAGAUGGAGAAGGAGAUUGCUAAAGAACAAGAGAGAAAUACCCGCUAUCGGACCCCUAAAAUUUUGGAGCCCGUAUCCUUCCAGGAUCCCCCACCCAAGCCCAGCCGGCCCAAGUACAAGCUGCCUCCACAAACCAACCUUCUGGCUCCCAAGCUGCAGUUCCAGGUACCAGAGGGUCUAUGUGCCAGCUCACCUACGCUCACCAGCCCUAUAGAGUAUCCAUCUCCAGUUAAUUCCUUGCAUACCCCACCUCUCCACCGGCACAAUGUCUUCAAACGCCACAGCAUGAGGGAAGAGGACUUUGUCCGCCCCAGCAGCCGAGAGGAGGCCCAGCAGCUGUGGGAAGCCGAGAGAGCGAAAAUGCGCCAGAUCUUGGACAAGCAGCAGAAGCAGAUGGUGGAAGAUUACCAAUGGCUUAGGCAAGAGGAGAAGUCCCUGGAUCCUAUGGUGUACAUGAAUGAUAAGUCUCCAUUGACCCCAGAGAGGGAGCCUGGAUAUACUGAAUUCACGGGACCUCCUCAGAAGCCACCACGACUGGGAGCUCAGUCAAUCCUACCAACAGCCAACCUGGACCGGACGGAUGACAUGGUGUACAGUAACGUCAUGGAUCUGGUUCGAGCUGUCCUGGAGCUCAAAAAUGAACUCAACCAGCUGCCCCCAGAAGGCUAUGUUGUUGUGGUGAAGAAUGUAGGCCUAACUUUGAGGAAGCUGAUUGGAAGUGUGGAUGACAUUCUGCCCACUCUGCCCUUGGCUUCACGAACAGAAAUUGAGGGGACCGAGAAGCUGUUGAACAAAGACCUAGCAGAGUUAAUCAACAAGAUGAGGCUGGCCCAGCAGAAUGCAGUGACUUCUUUGAGUGAAGAAUGUAAACGUCAGAUGCUCACAGCCUCCCACACACUGGCCGUGGAUGCCAAGAACCUACUGGAUGCUGUGGAUCAGGCCAAAGUGCUCGCCAAUCUAGCCCACCCCCCAGCCGAGUGAAUGGCUGGCAGCAUCCAUUAAGAGGCAUUGGUCCUGACUAGGGUGGCUCCCUCGCCUGUGUGCCCUGACCCCCAACUUUAGUGUCAUGCAUCCUCCUUCUCCUGCCUCUUGUCUUGCUUUUAAUGUUUAUUUUCUUAGGGGGCUGGCCUGGGGGAUUCUUCCCUUAGUCCAUUUUGCACGAUUUCUUCCCAUUUCCCUCCCCCUGGUUCUAUUAGCCCCUGGCCAGAUAAGAGCUCCCUUCACCUUGCAGACUGUUAAGCCAAGAAGGCAUUUGUAUAUACAAGACACUGGACAAUGGAAGCUGGGAUAGUGGCAAUGGGAGCUUGAGGGUAGCUGCCCCUGUGCCCCUUCCCCCCAGCCUUUCCUUCCCAUUCCAACCCCCUUCUUUUACAUAGUGUAUUCAUCAGUGGAUCCCCCAGUGCCUGUGGAAGCUGCCCUGGCUUCUUGCAUGGACACAGCAGGCAGGGGCUGGAGCUAUAACUGUUCAUUCUAAUUUUUCUGUGAUCAAUUAGUGAUUCCCUGGAGAAGGCCAGGGUUAGCAGAGGCACCAGCUGAAAUACAGAGGCAGGGGAGCCCUGUUCUAGGGACUGGCCUUGCGAGGAUACAGACUGAACUGAUUUUUUUGUAUAUUGUAUAGAGAGGGGUUUAUUUAAUGUGCAGGUUGGUCUGUACUGACUGUCUCAGGCAGGAAUGUCCCUUACUAAAAGGGACCCAGAACAAGUCAAGAAGAGCCUGAAGGGAAAGGAGACUGUUAGAGUGAAUGAUACAAGCACUGGAUCUGGAAGGGAGAAGAAGAAAGAAGCCAGAACAGGAAUUCUGGCCACAGUCCACCUUUCUUACCUCUCACCUUCCUCCUUUUUUUCCUUCCUCUUUCCAUUCCUCAUUUCCUUUCAUCUUCUUUCCCUCCCCCUCUUACUGCCUUUCUGUCUUCUUUCCUCUUUCUAAACCCUUUUCUCUCUCUUCCAUUCUUUCCUCCCUCCCUUUUUUCUCUCCUCUUCCCUAUCUCCUUUUCUCCUCUCCCCUACUCUCUUGCUUUCUCUGUUUUCUCAUUCCUUUCUUCUCUUCCCUCCCUUUCCCCUCCCUUUCUCUUUUCUUUCUCUUGCUCUCUUCCUUUAUUUUUUGAUUGUUUACGUAAAACACUCUACCAUCUUCUUUCUAUUUGAUUUGUGGUUGAAUUAAAAAUGUACCAUUUG
Monodelphis domestica (gray short-tailed opossum) is the source of this 4977-nucleotide messenger RNA. It is a transcript of the gene PTK2B, whose product is annotated as protein tyrosine kinase 2 beta. Gene Ontology annotation, biological process: signal complex assembly; protein phosphorylation. The record is from RefSeq and is a predicted model, not a curated record. Lineage: Eukaryota; Metazoa; Chordata; Mammalia; Didelphimorphia; Didelphidae. Gene Ontology annotation, molecular function: ATP binding; protein tyrosine kinase activity. Gene Ontology annotation, cellular component: cytoskeleton; focal adhesion.